Molecule: messenger RNA, 1326 nt
Organism: Kalmanozyma brasiliensis GHG001
Lineage: Eukaryota; Fungi; Basidiomycota; Ustilaginomycetes; Ustilaginales
Product: Epoxide hydrolase, N-terminal
Exons: 2
Coding region: 1-1326 (441 amino acids)
Biological process (GO): epoxide metabolic process
Molecular function (GO): epoxide hydrolase activity
Source: RefSeq, a predicted model, not a curated record
AUGUCUGAAGUAGGCAAAUCUCGACAGAUCGAGCUUAACUUUCCCGACGAAGAACUCGACCGUCUGCAGCGCAAGCUCGACGAUGCUCGUCUGCCCGAUACCGAGAUCACCGGCGGACUCAAGCCCUGGGAGUACGGCACAAAGCUGAGCAAGCUGCAAAGUGUUCUGAACGACUGGAAGAGCGGCAACCCCAAAGACAACCACGGCAAGCCGGUCGGCACCCCUGGCCAAGGAGUCAAGAAAUGGUGGAAGGCCAUCGAAUCGGAGCUCAACCGCUUCCCGCACUACAUGGUGCGCAUCGAGGGCAUCGACAUCCACUACCAGCACUUCAAGUCCUCCGUUCCCGACAGCGAGGCCAGCACGCCGGCGAUCCCGUUCAUCUUCUCUCACGGCUGGCCAGGCUGCUUCACGGAAGCUCACCACUUUGCAGCCCGCCUUGUCGAAUCGAAAUCGCCGCGCUUCGAGGUCAUUGUCCCCAGUCUUCCUGGCUAUGGACUAUCUCAAGCACCGGGCAAAAAAGACUGGUCGCUCAUCGAUACGGCCCGUAUCUUCGACACCCUAAUGACCUCGGUGCUCGGCUUCAAAUCGUACAUGGCGCAAGGCGGUGACUGGGGCUCGCUGGUGACGCGUUUCCUGGCCAACCACCCAGCGUGCAAGAUCGCACACAUCAACUACGCGCCUCCCCAACCGCCCAAAUGGAGCACUCCACUGAUGACGCUGGAACACUGGGGCUACAAGGGUGUCGCUCCCGCGGGGCUCAAGCUGAUGGGCUACCACCCACAAGGAGUGCUCGGAGUCCAACGCACUUUUGAGUACCUCAACCAGGGCAGCGGCUACGCCCAGAUCCAGAGCACCCAACCAUCCACCAUCGGAUACAGCCUCUACGACAACCCCGUCGGAAUCCUUUCGUGGAUCAUGGAGAAGUUCGAUGCGUGGUCCGAUCCGCGCUGCGCCGCUGUCAACCGGUCGAACUCGGACAUCGAUCCGCGCUCUCACGUCACCGACGAGACCGUCCUCACCGUCGUGAUGAUCUAUUACCUCACGAACACGAUCCACACGAGCUUCUUGAAUUACAAGGAGUCGUUUCACUUCUUCGUCAAGCCCGACUGGAAGUUGUGGGACCAGGCCAAGGACAAACCGUUCGGGUAUACCAGCUUUCCGUACGAGCUGGCGGCAGGACCAAGGACCUGGCUCAAGAACUACAGGCUCAACUGGCAGUACUACAAGAUGCAUGAUUUCGGCGGCCACUUUGCUGCGCUAGACAACCCAGAUGCGCUGGUGGAAGACAUGCAAGAGUUUGCCAGCCAACACUGGCCCGGGCUCUGA